Molecule: messenger RNA, 1167 nt
Organism: Caenorhabditis remanei
Lineage: Eukaryota; Metazoa; Nematoda; Chromadorea; Rhabditida; Rhabditidae
Exons: 4
Coding region: 1-1167 (388 amino acids)
Biological process (GO): innate immune response
Molecular function (GO): protein binding
Source: RefSeq, a predicted model, not a curated record
AUGGCAUCGUCGACUCAAAAAUGUGUUCAAAUCUUUUACAAUGCGCUCGUGGAUGAAGAGCGUCUUGUAGAAAUAUUUGGUCCUCUGAAUGGAAAUGAAUGGACGAGAGGAAGAAAAGAAUGGGAAUUCGAUGCGGCUGAUAGACAAGGAAAAAUGGCUAACUUACUCGAUUUGCCGGAUUUGGUCAUGAGCAAUGUAUUGGGAUACCUUGAUCUCAACUCAGUUCUAACCCUCCGAAAAGUGAAUCGAGGACUCCGUGAAUUUGUCGACGAGGAAAAGCAAGAUUUCAAAAUCAAGACUCUCCACAUCUGGUUGGAACCCGACAAUGUCCACCUCGAACUGUUCAUCGACGAAAAAAAUCCGAUUCAAGUAGAAUACAAUAGGACAGAAGGGGAUACCACUUCGGUGUCGUAUACACGAAGAACAACUGUCAACCUCGACGUCAUGAAGGCGUGCACCAACGAUUUGGAGAUAAUUUUGAAGAAUCAGAAGUCUAUUUUCAGAGAGAUCGGAGUGUCAGUCCAUCUCGAAGAUUAUGUGGACAGGUCAAAAAACGACGAGUAUGAAGCAAAAUUGAGGGAGCGAACGGAGCCAUUCCUGGCGGACCUCAAAAGAAUUCUCGGAUCCCGGAACCACAAGAUUCGAACCAGAUUUUUGCGGAUGGACGUCAUUGACCAAUUCCAAGUGAUGGCGGUCCUUCCUUAUCUUUGCCCGGAGACGUUACGUGAAAUGACAUUGAGAACCUCGAGUAGUGUAGAAGGCCAAACAUUGGAAAUGGAUGAGAUUGUGAAGUUGGAACAGUGGAAACGUCUCCGGAAGUUUCUGUCGGAGGGAUUUAUAAUCACUGAGCCACUCCACCACUUUGCCCACUUCUCGACUUUGUUGCAUACCUCUAUGAAGACAGUGAAUACUGAUGAGUUGUGGAUGUUAAAAGAGGAAGUAAUGACAUCGCCGACUCCUAAAUAUUUUAAUUUCGACUACUGUGAGUUUGUCGAUGAAGAGCGUCUUGUGGAAGUGUUUGGUCCUCAGAUGAAUGAAAAUGAAUGGAUGGAUGUGAAAAAAGAGUGGAAAUUCAUUGCGGCUGAUGGACAAGAAAAAGUAAAGAUCACUGUUUGGGAUGGAUUGGAAACUAUUGAAAUCAAACAUGCAUGCUCUGUGUCUUAUUGA